Messenger RNA from Trichoderma citrinoviride, 960 nucleotides. RefSeq lists its product as hypothetical. NCBI's taxonomy places the organism in Eukaryota, Fungi, Ascomycota, Sordariomycetes, Hypocreales, Hypocreaceae. The transcript is spliced from 2 exons. The record is from RefSeq and is a predicted model, not a curated record. Bases 1 to 960 code for a protein of 319 amino acids.
AUGGAUACGACUUCGGCUGCCGCUUCGCCCUCCUCACAAGCACCAAGGGCAGCCGUAGAGUCCAUCGAAGCCCGCAAUGCUCGCUUCGACGAGAUCACCAAGGAGUUGCGCAGUCGCCGCCUUGGCUGUACCGAGUACAUGAACGCUAUCGGCGAGAUCCUGCCGCAUCUGGCCAACCCUGCCGGCAUCCUGACACCAGCCCGGUUUGUUGAGCUCGCAGACUCGAUCAACUUUUACAACCCCGCGGAACGCAAGGAGCUGCUGCCCGGGCUCGAAUGGGCAGUUCGACCCUGGAUCCCCGUCGGCUAUGAGCAGACGACGCUCUACCGCCUGGUUCCAUCUCUCGACAGGCUGGUACCGCAGAGCAGCGAGUGUCCUCAGACAAGCUAUCAAGUCCUCGACACUGCAUUUCUCGGCGUAAACACGACGGUGCAGCCGCGUGAGCCGGCUCGGCCGCUCAACCGCCGCGCCCCCAAUCUCUCGGAACAGUCCACCCAGUCGGCGGAGUCGGACGGCGCAGAUGCCCCGGGCUUUGUCUUCCACCAGCUCGGCGCGCUGGAGUGCGUGGAAUGCGAGACCGCCGCUGAGAUGCCGUCGACUUUGGAGCAAGGCGACGAUUCAGAUGACUGGGAACCGACCGGCUUUGCUGUCGUGGCCCGGCUGAGCCCCGCCGGUCGCAUGGACGGGGUAUACGCCAUAUACAACAUGAACCCAGUCGAUCUGGACACUUUCAAGCGGGAGCCAGUGACGAACGCAACAUGGGGCAUCCCGCCCAGCUCGCCUGAAGAGCAAUUCUCGUGCGCGCGGAUCGGCAACAAGCUGGGAGAUUUCGGUUUCAAGUUUGAGUUGGCCUGGACGGAGCAGGUCCACCAUCCAGUCGAGUUGGUGAGGGCAGUCAGAUCGUCCACCGGUGGUGCGAUGCGUAUCACGGUCGACAAUAACUACAGGGAGCACAUGUAA